AUGGGUAUUACUGAUUUAGAUUUGACGAUCGAAGAGGAGGAGAAAGCUAUCGUCCAGCUGAUAGAACAGGCCGUUCACCUUCUCGGGGGUACGAUGUUCGUCACAGGCGCUCGCCGCCGCGAACCCGCUCUCCACCCCGACAGCGAGCAGACACCUGGGUGCCUCCGUCUAAUAGGGGAUAUGGGCGCCCACGAAGAAGGGGAUUUGGCCCAAACGGCUACGAAAGAAGACGAUCACCGCCAAGAAGAUUCUCACCCAGAAGAGAAGAAAGGAUCAGGUCCCCGCCGGCGAUUUGGCGUUCAAAAUCGCCUUUCAAUGAUGGAAGAUCACGCGAUUCAUCUCGUGGCCACAAUAGCCCGAGACGGCCGCGCGACGCAACACCGGGCACUCAGGGUUUCCGACCAUCCAGGAGAGAUGGCCCACCAGCCCCUAGCCUCGACAAACUCUCUAGAGCCUCUUCGCCAAGAGCGCCGUCAGAAGUUUUGCCGCCGCAAAGUCCAGCACCUGGUCCCCGCGGAGACCACGCGCCUGAUAGAACGAGCCAGGACCGAAUUUUAUCAUCACGACAUGCUUCGCCUGCACAAGUCGUCGCUUCACAAUCAGAGACUAUAUCUCAACGUUCAUCUCCAGCCGUGGAAAAGGCUGGUUUCGUGUCACAAGGAUCACGUAGUCGCUCACCGGUACACUUGGGCCCACAGCGUUCGUCCAAACCACCAGGCCGAUCUCCGUUCCAGGACCAGAUUCCUGACACGGACUCUUCCAUUAUCCCAAGGCGAUCAGAGCAUGGAGAGCGACUAUCUUUGA
Molecule: messenger RNA, 804 nt
Organism: Penicillium arizonense
Lineage: Eukaryota; Fungi; Ascomycota; Eurotiomycetes; Eurotiales; Aspergillaceae
Exons: 2
Coding region: 1-804 (267 amino acids)
Source: RefSeq, a predicted model, not a curated record